GCCCCGUUCGGCGUGCGCUGCGUGGUGACGUCAGCGGCGGCGUGCCCCUGUGCCUGAGCCGAGGAGACCCCGCAGCGAGCUGCCAACGCCCGGCGGAGACUCUGAGGUGCUCACUGGAGUUGAUAUUCUAGUAGACUUCAGCUAUGCAGACGAUCAAGUGUGUAGUUGUGGGUGAUGGUGCUGUUGGUAAAACCUGUCUCUUAAUUUCUUAUACAACAAAUAAAUUCCCAUCGGAAUAUGUACCAACGGUUUUCGAUAACUAUGCUGUAACAGUGAUGAUUGGAGGAGAGCCUUACACCCUAGGCCUCUUUGAUACUGCAGGUCAGGAAGACUAUGAUAGAUUACGACCCCUCAGCUAUCCACAGACAGAUGUAUUUCUGGUCUGUUUUUCAGUGGUGUCUCCUUCUUCAUUUGAAAAUGUGAAAGAAAAGUGGGUACCUGAAAUUACUCACCACUGUCCAAAGACUCCUUUCCUGCUUGUUGGGACCCAAAUUGAUCUAAGAGAUGAUCCCUCAACAAUUGAGAAACUUGCCAAGAACAAGCAGAAGCCCAUAACUCCAGAGACGGCUGAAAAACUGGCCCGGGACCUGAAGGCUGUCAAAUAUGUGGAAUGCUCUGCACUUACGCAGAAAGGCCUAAAGAAUGUAUUUGACGAAGCGAUAUUGGCUGCCCUGGAGCCUCCGGAGCCGAAGAAGACUCGCAGGUGUGUGCUGCUAUGAACGUCCCUCCACAGCCCCUUCUGCAAAGCUGGUGUUCGAUGUCAUACUAAAAGCAAUGUUUAAAUCAAACUAAAGAUACAAAUUUUAAAAUUUGUUUUUGCAAUAAUGACAAAUGCCCUGCACUCCCAUCUCCCCCACACGAUCCCUGUGUGAGAUGAGAAUGUUAGUGUUUAUUCCCCAGUGCCCCCUCAAUUCAGUUAAACUAGUUAAUUUUGAGUAAUUAUGUAUUAUCAGAAAACACUGAUCAGUACUAGUUUUUUAUUUUGUUUACCGUUUCUAAUUUUUUUUGUUUAAAAUCCAGGCAUGCUUGUGAUGACUUUUUCUGUAACAGACUAAUUCUAGGCUGUUUUACUGAAGCCUUGUCCCUUUAUGCCAGUCUGGCAAGACUUGGUUCUGGUUUCAAGAACUUCUGGGGCUGUUCUGCAGCCAACCGGCAGCCUGGGUGUGAGCAGACUUUAGUACUCAAGAUAAAUACAGGAAAGUAAAAUGUCCCAAGCUGGUGCUCCUCUAAGGAGGAGUGUAGAAAAUGUAUCUGCAUCUCCUCUGAAGUUGCCUUGUAUCUCUUCCCCUGGCUUUCCACUGUGCAGGUCAUAAAUUUCUACCCCAUCCUCUAAGUUAUGAAGCCUUAGGAAUAGGAGAAUCCUUUUCUCGAUGCACCAUCAGACUUGAAACUAGCUUGCCAGUCUCUUUCUUAAUCUUUGACAUCAUAAGCUUUUGUCACGUGAUGAAGAAAUAACUGCACCUUUUUAAGCAUGCCCAACUGAUUCAGUUGGCUUUUAACAAAUCCAUCUUCUGCCAAUCCUUAACUAUUAGCAAAACGCUUACAAUGACCAGCAUGUACACUGCUGUUUGGACAUUCUGAAAGGACCUGGUGUAUGUUAAGACAAGUCUUGGAGCUGGCCCUGGUGGUGCAUCUCUUCCUGGAUGGCUUGGCAUCCUUCAGGGAGGGGUGGAAAGAUAAACCUGUGUCAGUAGGAAGGAACUGCAGGGAGGGGUUUCUAGUGUUUAGUGUGGCACCAUAUAGGGACCAGUUAAGGGAAUCCCCUUUUUCUGCAUUUUGCUUGUACGUAACCUUGAACCUGUAAGAUGGGCUCCAGCCCGCUGAGGAUUGUGUGCAGGGUCUUUACGUAGACUGACUGCAGUGUUGUAGGGAUUUUACCAAAAAUAUAUUUUGGCUUGCAAAUUCAAAGUUUUUUAAGACUUAGGGAAUCUUCUCCAUCAUCCAAAAUUCCAAUUUCUUGUAGACUCAUUAGUGUUGAACCAAUGCUUUUUCAUGUCUAAGUUCUUUGUAUAUGCAUUCUUUUCAGAUGUAUUAAACAAAGUAUCUUCACAA
Molecule: messenger RNA, 2052 nt
Organism: Harpia harpyja (harpy eagle)
Lineage: Eukaryota; Metazoa; Chordata; Aves; Accipitriformes; Accipitridae
Gene: CDC42
Product: cell division cycle 42
Exons: 6
Coding region: 144-719 (191 amino acids)
Biological process (GO): modification of synaptic structure; small GTPase-mediated signal transduction
Cellular component (GO): dendritic spine
Molecular function (GO): GTP binding; GTPase activity
Source: RefSeq, a predicted model, not a curated record